AUGAGCGCCCUCGCCUUCGACGACGGGAGCCUGGACGGGCUGGCCCCGGCCCUGGGGCUGCCCGGGGGCAGCGACAUCGACACGGCGCUGCUCAGCGACAUCGACGACAUGCUCCAGCUGAUCAACACGCCAGACAAUGACUUCUCGGGGCUGUUCGACUCUCCCUUUGGUGUCCCCGACAGCACCGUGCCCCCGGGGCUCCCACCCGCCCCGAGCACCCUCGGCACCUACCUGGGGCCCAGCAAGCCGCCCCCCGCCGCCCCCCCGGGCAAUGUGUACCCGGGGCCCCCGGGGCUGGCAGCCUUCACCCCGCAGCCCCCUGCCCCUCUCCUGCCUGCCCCCGGCCCCCCAACAGCCCCGGGGGUGAAGGAGGAGCCGUCGGCCGUGCCCAGCAGCCAGCCCCAGCCCGGCGUGAUGCUGGCCCCCCCCAGCUUCGUCCCCGCGUCCCCCGGCCAGUUCAGCCCCCAGCCCUUGGUGGGUUUCCAGAACCAGCACGGCUUCCCCGCUGUGCAGCCCGGGGGGGCCGUUCAAAGCCCCCUGCCCACCCCACAGCCGGUCCAGCCCGUGGCGACGCUGCCCGGCCCCGUGCAGAGCGUGGCACCCCAGCAGCUCCUGGCCCCCGGGCCCCCCCCUGCCGCCACCACCGCCACCCCCCAGCCCGUCUCGCCCCAGAUCCAGCCGGUGCCGGUGCUGCUGCAGCCCCAUUUCAUCAAGGCUGACUCCCUGCUGCUCACGGCCGUCAAGACGGACGCCGGCAGCGCCAAGACCUCCGGCAUCGCCUCCCUGGCCACCAGCGCCGGCGGCACCGCGGCCCCGCUGCAGGUGCCGGCGCUGGUGAGCGGAGGCACCAUCCUGGCCACGGUGCCGCUGGUGGUGGACGCCGAGAAGCUGCCCAUCAACCGGCUGGCGCCCAGCGGGAAGCCGGCGCUGGUGCAGAGCAAGGGGGAGAAGCGGACGGCGCACAACGCCAUCGAGAAGCGCUACCGCUCCUCCAUCAACGACAAGAUCGUGGAGCUCAAGGACCUGGUGGUGGGCACCGAGGCCAAGCUCAACAAGUCGGCGAUCCUGAGGAAGGCCAUCGAGUACAUCCGCUUCCUGCAGCAGAGCAACCAGAAGCUGAAGCAGGAGAACCUCAGCCUGAAGAUGGCCGUGCAGAAGAGCAAGUCCCUCAAGGACCUGGUGGCCUCCUGCAGCAGCGGGGGGGGCAAGGCGGAGGCCCCCAUGGAGGUGGUGAAGGCGGAGGUGAUGGAGAUGCUGACGCCGCCGCCCUCGGACGUGGGCUCGCCCUCCCGCGGCAGCCCCCUCUCGCUCAGCGGGGGCAGCAGCAACAGCAGCAGCGACUCGGAGCCCGACAGCCCCUUCUGCGACCACGGCAAGGUGAAGCAGGAGCGCCCGCUGCCCUCGCCCGGCAGCCAGGGCAUGCUGGACCGCUCCCGCAUGGCCCUCUGCGCCUUCGUCUUCCUCUGCCUCUCCUUCAACCCCCUGGCCUCCCUGCUGCGGGGCUCCAGCGCCCCGGCCCCCGUGGGGAGCCCGGGCACUGCGGGUCCUGGCAGGAGCAUCAUGGCCGAGUCCGGCACCGCGGAGGAGCCAUGGGGGUGGUCGCAGUGGCUGUGGCCCACGCUGGUGUUCUGGGGGCUGAACGCGGCGCUGGUGCUGGGGGCGGUGGUGCGGCUCUUCGUCUGCGGGGAGCCCGUCACCCCCCCGCACUCCGAGUCCUCUGUCCUCUUCUGGCGCCACCGCCGCCAGGCUGACCUCGACCUCGAACGGGGCGACUUCGCGCAGGGGGCUCAGCACCUGCGCACGGCGCUGGGGGCUCUGGGCCGCCCGCUGCCGGCCUCCCACGGGGACCUGGCGUGCAGCCUCCUCUGGACCCUGCUGCGCCACCUCCUGCAGCGCCUCUGGGUGGGCCGCUGGUUGGCCGCCCGCGCCGGGGGGCUGCGCCCGGACCCCCCGCCCCGCGCCCACGUCCGCCAGAGCGCCCGCGACGCCGCCAUGGCGUACCACCGCCUGCACCAGCUGCACCUCGCCGGGAAGCAGGCUGGGGGGCACCUGCUGGCCAUCAACCUGGCGCUCAGCGCCGUCAACCUGGCUGAGUGCGCCGGCGAUGCCGUGUCCGUGGCCGCCCUGGCUGAGAUCUACGUGGCGGCUGCCCUGCGGGUCAAGGCCAGCCUGCACCGCUGCUUCCACUUCUUGGCUCGCCCCUUCCUCUGCAGCGCCCGGCGCGUGGCCCUGUCCCAUGGCGGGGCCGUGCCCCCGGCCAUGCAGUGGCUCUGCCACCCCUUGGGCCACCGCUUCUUCGUGGACGGCGACUGGGCCGUCAAGGGCGUCCCGAGGGAGACCAUCUACAGCUCCGCCGGCAACCCAGUGGACCCGCUGGCGCAGGUGACCCAGCUCUUCCGCGAGCACCUCCUGGAGAAGGCGCUGUGCUGCGUGGCCAUGCCCGAGCCCGGCCGCCCCGCGGCGCAGGGAGAGGGCCGCUUCUCGGACGCGCUGGAGUACCUCCAGCUGCUCAACGGCUGCUCCGACGCCAGCGGCGCGCCCGGCCCCGCGCCCUCCAUCAGCUGCGGCUUGGCGGCGGUGACAGGCACCGACCCCGUGUCCAAGUGGUGGGCGUCCGUCAUCGGCGCCGUUAUUCACUGGCUGCAGGGAGACGAGGAGGGGGCCGAGCGCCUCUACCCGCUGGUGGAGACCAUGCCCCGGGUGCUGCAGGGCUCUGAGAAGCCCCUUCCCCGCGCCGCGCUGCACUCCUUCAAGGCUGUCCGGGCCAUGCUGAGCAAGCAGGACGGGAGCCAGGCCAGCCUGAACCACUGCGAGAAGGCCAGCAGCUGCCUGCGGGAGAGCCUGGAGCUCAGCAGCCCCCCCAAGUGCACCAUCGACAAGGCGGUGCAGCUCCUGCUGUGCGACCUGCUCCUCGUCACCCGCACCAACCUGUGGCAGCAGCAGAUGAGCGCCAGCCAGCAGCUCCGCGGCGCCUACCAGGCGUCCGCCCUGGAGCUCCGCGGCUUCCAGCAGGACCUCAGCAGCCUGCGGCGCCUGGCGCAGACCCUCCGGCCCGCCAUGCGCAGGGUGUUCCUGCACGAAGCCACCGCCAGGCUGAUGGCUCGCGCCAGCCCCACGCGGACCCACCAGCUGCUGGACCGCAGCCUGCGGAGGAGAGGGGUGCAGGGCAGCAAAACAGCCGGCGAGCCCGAGAGCCACCCCACACCGCGGGAGCACGCCGAGGCCCUGCUGCUCGCCUGCUGCUACCUGCCCCCCAGCUUCCUCUCGGCCCCCGGGCAGCGCGUGGGGAUGCUGGCCGAGGCCGCGCGCACGCUGGAGAAGCUGGGCGACCGCCGCAUGCUGCACGACUGCCAGCAGAUGAUCAUCAAGCUGGGCAGCGGCACCACGGUCACCUCGGGAUAG
This is a messenger RNA of Cygnus atratus (black swan), 3402 nucleotides long. RefSeq names its product sterol regulatory element binding transcription factor 1 (gene SREBF1). Gene Ontology annotation, cellular component: nucleus. The record is from RefSeq and is a predicted model, not a curated record. The transcript is spliced from 19 exons. Gene Ontology annotation, biological process: regulation of transcription by RNA polymerase II. Gene Ontology annotation, molecular function: protein dimerization activity; RNA polymerase II cis-regulatory region sequence-specific DNA binding; DNA-binding transcription factor activity, RNA polymerase II-specific. NCBI's taxonomy places the organism in Eukaryota, Metazoa, Chordata, Aves, Anseriformes, Anatidae. The coding region runs from base 1 to 3402 and encodes 1133 amino acids.